AUGACGUCACGCCAGACUAUUAAUACUUGGCCUCAAGCUUCCAUCAAGCAUUGAUCGUUUUCCGCGGUGACCGUGACCUGCCACCUUACAGAACAACAGCAACGUCACAAAGCUAAUACGAGAUGGCCCGUACCAAGCAGACUGCUCGUAAAUCCACCGGAGGAAAGGCACCAAGGAAGCAGCUUGCGACCAAGGCAGCCAGAAAGAGUGCGCCCUCUACAGGAGGAGUGAAGAAGCCCCAUCGCUACAGGCCGGGCACUGUGGCUCUGAGGGAGAUCCGUCGUUACCAGAAGUCCACUGAGUUGCUCAUCCGCAAACUGCCCUUCCAGCGCCUGGUGAGAGAGAUUGCUCAAGACUUCAAGACCGAUCUCCGCUUCCAAAGUGCUGCUAUUGGUGCUCUUCAGGAGGCCAGCGAAGCAUAUCUGGUGGGUUUGUUUGAGGACACCAAUCUGUGCGCCAUCCAUGCCAAGCGUGUCACCAUCAUGCCCAAAGACAUCCAGCUGGCCCGCAGGAUAAGGGGAGAAAGGGCCUAAGUACCUCUUGACAGUCGUAUGUCAAGAUAAAUAUUUAUCAUAGUUAUGAUUUUUGUGGACUUUUUUUUUUUUUUUUUAAUUUCUUGGGUAUUCUUUUGAGUUAAUGACUUUUGUAUCGUAUUUUAGACAUCAGCCAUUCCACAUGCUAAUGGGUAGUUGUGUAGGAAUAUUUGCUUGUUAUGUGGAUUGUUGUGACAUUUAAGACAUCACUGCCCCUCCGCCAAGUUUUUGUGGAUAAUGACCUCCAUCCACGAUGAUAGUGUCUCAUCAUUGACCAUUUCUGGAACAAAAUGCAGCCUGCCCAACAAAUGUCUCCACUACUGUUACAACUCUUGGUGCAAGGAGCGAGCAGACCUUAUUUUUCUGGACUGCUUUUUACAUGUUUUCCAACAUUGAACAAAAUCCUGGCAGCUACAUUUUAAUAAUUGAGAAUUGUCACAUCUUUCUAUUAAAGUUCUUUAUGAGUAGA
Phycodurus eques (leafy seadragon) is the source of this 1002-nucleotide messenger RNA. RefSeq names its product histone H3.3A. The transcript has 4 exons. The record is from RefSeq and is a predicted model, not a curated record. Lineage: Eukaryota; Metazoa; Chordata; Actinopteri; Syngnathiformes; Syngnathidae. Gene Ontology annotation, molecular function: protein heterodimerization activity; structural constituent of chromatin; DNA binding. The coding region runs from base 123 to 533 and encodes 136 amino acids. Gene Ontology annotation, cellular component: nucleosome.